Tripterygium wilfordii is the source of this 802-nucleotide messenger RNA. RefSeq lists its product as uncharacterized. The transcript is spliced from 3 exons. Lineage: Eukaryota; Viridiplantae; Streptophyta; Magnoliopsida; Celastrales; Celastraceae. The record is from RefSeq and is a predicted model, not a curated record. The coding region runs from base 1 to 420 and encodes 139 amino acids.
AUGCUCACCACAAACCAACUCCUUCCAUCACGUGCCCAUCACGUGAUGCGAAGUAAGCGUUACAAUUCUGUUCUGGUAGACGCCACUCUCUCUCUCCCUCUCCGAGCUAUCUAUAUAGCAAGGUUGUUCCCCUUCUCUGCCUUUGCAACAAAUUCUUGGCUUUGCCUCUCAGCCCUGUGUGCGAGCUGGGCCGUUGGAUCAGCAGUGAUCUACGGUGGCAGGAAGGCACCAAAAGUAGAUCUCAAGUAUCUUCAGGCUGUUAAUUCUGAUCAGAAAUGCAUUGAUUUGUGGCCUUCUUCCUGUGUUCUUUGGACGUGGCGAAUUGUAAAAGAGAGGACGGCGAUGGAGCAUUGGCCAUCCCCUAUUUCAAGGUACUCUUACAACGACCCAGCUUAUGAAAGAAUUGACAGACAUACUUGAGUAAUGGAGUGAAUCAUCUUCAUUGAGAGAGAGAUAGAGAGACAGCAGGCCUUUGUUGCGGCACAAAGGCUUCGGAGCAUCAUUCAUGGAGGGGGGUGUUCUCCGUAAAACUGCUAAGAUUAGGGUAGAUGAUAUUACUGUAAAUGUUGUGUGCUGCGACUUGUGUUAAUUCUCAACAACAGAGCUGGACGAUGGCAUACGAUUUAUUACAGUUCUAUGUGUUCAGUUGAUGAAUUUAUACAGAUGAGAGAGUUUAACCCCGUCAGCUCUGCACUUGAACAAUGUAGAACCUCAAAAGGGUUAAGUGCAUAUAAGACCUUUUUUUUCUCUGGAUUUAUCUAUUACUACUACCCUUUUAAUCAAACUAUCAAAUGCUUUUUCA